GAGAGCCGCGACCUCCUCCGCCUCAUGGCUAGCUGCGACGCAUCAAUGCAUCAUGCGCAGCUAGGAACCCUUCGCUCCCGCUCCACCCAUCUAUUCAUAAAUCCGGCUACUCGUCUUCCCCGUUCUCGCCAAAUUGUCGGCCGGUGUAUGGGAGCUCACCACACAUUACGCUACAAGCUGCACUUGGGCAUGAGCUUGCUCGUUCAACCCAGCACUGGUCAGAAAGGAUGUACCAGUCCCUAAUGGCCUCGGUAUUGGUAAGCAAUAUUAAUUGCGUACACCAAACACCACAAGCACUCGAGCCUCGCGUCGGCGCCCCAAGGCGCCACCAUAUUCAACGCUCCAAGGGCACCACCACCACUGUACGGGUCCGCAAUGACAGCUUGUGACACCCCCCUCCAUCCUCACUAUCCGGGCGCUUUUGGCGUCAUCGCGCACGCUGAUAAGCAUGAGCAGUGUACCAGCUUGUCACCACAAACCACCGGUGUCCGCAUGCACGGUCCCCGCACGUCAUGCGAUGCCCUAGCGUCAUGCAUUACCACCGGACCAGACCAGACCUUGGCCACGGGGGUGCCCGAGGCGGCGCAUUCAGCCAGCCGCGUCGCGAUCAGCAUGUGGCGUCCCUUCGCUCAGCCGAAGGAGCAAGUGACGCUGUCGCCACCCAUGUUCGGGUCUGGAUCCAAGCAGUGCCUACACACCAAGCCGCACUACACAGUUUACUUACACCUUCCUCUGACAACUGUACGUAGUACGCCCCCACGCGCACACACCAUCAUGAUUGACUGGCAUCCUCCCACUGCCCCAGUACGUGCUGCGCCCUCGAUCUCCAUCGUCCAACGCCCACCCUCGCAUCUUGCUCGUGUCAGAACGCUAGAAGGCAUGCGCCGCGCGCUUCGUUCUCUUGUGCUUCAUUGCGGCGAGCACGCGCCAAGCCAAGAGCAAGAGGCGUGGCUUCGCCAUAUCAGCGAACGCUUUAACAUCAACUCGGUGCGGUUCGUGGACUACUUUGGAAGACCAUCUGCAACAUCUGAGACAUUCAUUGGUCGGUUCUGGACUACAGAUAAUCACGCUAUAUUAGAGCAGGACCGCAGCAGCAAGUUGCGCUACGUGCAAACCGCUUAUAUAAAUCCAGCUGUGGCCUAG
Molecule: messenger RNA, 1143 nt
Organism: Coniophora puteana RWD-64-598 SS2
Lineage: Eukaryota; Fungi; Basidiomycota; Agaricomycetes; Boletales; Coniophoraceae
Exons: 4
Coding region: 376-1143 (255 amino acids)
Source: RefSeq, a predicted model, not a curated record